AUGACAGUACAUGUACCGAACGAAGUACGCCUCGUGGUCGGCACGUCCGCGGCGGCCGACGACCAACAGCUCCAGCAGCUGGUGGACAGGCUGAACCGGGGCGAGCUCCGGCUGCCGUCGGUCGGUUCGAUCUCUCCGUCGCCGUCCAAGGCUGCAGGCGCGCUGGACAGCGCGACGAUGGCCAGCACCACGGCCUCCGCCCCGCUCGCAGCGUAUGCGCCUCCGUACUCGUCCACCGUACUGCCACAGUCGACGGUGGUGCAGCUGACCGGCGGCGGUAACGGCAAGCGCCGCGAACCGCCGGCCGCGCCGCCGUCGUAUUUCCCUACCCCGGCGCCUCCAACGACUACCACCGCACUGCAUCAGCAACACCAAUACCAAAACUUUUUCCUCCCCACCGCCGUACCGACCGAAACUGUAGCCGUCGCCACUACCGUCGGACAACAACAGCAUCAGCACAACAAGUACCAUCACCAUCAACAACAACAGCAGCAGCAGCAGCAACAGCAGCAGCAGCAGCAGCAGCAGCAACAACAACAACGAAAACAGCAACAACAACAACAGUUUUACACACCGCCGACAAUUACCCCGUCGGCGGCGUCUUACACGCCAACUCCGGCGAAUUCCACUUUGUCAUACUUUAACAACAACAACAACAACAACAAGGCGAAAGAAGGCAAGUUCAGUGGUGCUCUCCGCCGCCGUGGCUAUUACGCGAUGGCCAAAUACAUGCGACAAGCCGGCGUGGACGCUGUGCUCGAAGAGACGGGCCCGUUUACUGUGUUCGUGCCGACGGACAAGGCGUUCAGAUCACUAUUGGUGCAGCUGGGUGGCCCCGAUCGUGCCGAGGACAAGUUCCGCGAAAACCCACGUUUGCUGAUCGGACUUUUAUUGCAUCACGUUGUGCCUGGAGCGUUCAGAGUGUCUGACUUGAUGGCAGGAGACGAAAUGACCGGCGUUAGUUUGGCGGGCACGCAGCUCCGUGCAAAUUUGUACGCCCGACAGCUGUACGACAACCGAUGGAACGAUAUCGAAGUGCUCACUAUCAACGGUGCCCGAGUGUUGGACGACGUUAAUCCGACGGCGUCUGCGGCGGCUAACGAUGGUUCUACUUUCGACGACGGCAGCAGUGGGUCCACCCAACAGCGUAGAGACAUGAUAUUGUCGUCAAAUGGAGGCGCAGGAGGAAGCAAUCAACAAAUCAUGGCUAUAGGGCACGCAGUUGACCGCGUGUUGUUCCCAUUACCGGUUGGUGACGUGCUCGCCACCAUGAGAGCCGACCGACAGCGGCGGUACAACGUCUUCUUGCGAGCCGUGGACGAAUACUGUUCGCCCAACGUGCGAUCGCUACUCACCGGUUCAAGAACUAUGACGGUGUUUGCGCCCGUAGAUGAAGCGUUCCGCGUACGCCGCGGUUCUGGAAAUUAUAGCAGCAGCAGCAGCAGCAGCAGCAGUGGUUCAAUAAUCGAUUGGAUGCUUAACGAGGACGCCAGCAGUAGGCUCAAAAAACGAAAUCGUCGGCGGGUUGCUGACCGGUUCAUCCUCAGCCACGUGGUGUUGGCAGGACCGGGUGACCCGCCCAUGUACACGGCCGGAUUGCGAUUUUACCAGGUCAGGGACACUGCGUAUCGGCUUCCAGAGAGCGGCGAUUCUGCGGCGGCGGCGGAGGACGACGACGACGGAGCAGCGGAAGAUUUCAACGGUGGCGGAGACGAUGGAAAUUUAACGUUAUCGCCAAAUGACGGUGAAAAAUCUCGUUUCUAUCAGUUGACUGUGUACAAAGACUCGGGCAGGAUACGGCUGAACGGUGGUGCCGCUCAGGUGUUGGUCCGCAACGUCCCGGCUACCAACGGUGUAUUGCACGGACUGGACGCACCAUUAGUCUGACGGAUGACCUCCCGAAAGAUAGUACGAUGAUCGAUCGACGACAACAUCUGUGCAAGACGCUUGCACACAACGACGGCAGUCAACGUCGAGUGACCGUUUUUAUUUAUUAUAAUUAUUAUUAUUUUAUAAUUUAUGUCAUACCUAUUACCUAUAUUUUAUUGUAUACACUUUUUUUUUUCUAUAUAUUUUCAAUUAUUUUGUAUACACUAUUGUAGUAGGUUUCCUACACACUAUUGCUGUAAUUUUUUUUUCCCAGUGUAUUUCGUAUAAUACACGUUUUAAUAAUAAUAUUGAAAUUAACGUAAUAUACACAACUCGCCACAUCACAAGUGUCCAUAAUAUCAUUAUGCACUUCUGAGUGUAGAAUUUUAUGUUUACCGAAUGUUUUUACCAUUUUACUAGUGA
Messenger RNA from Melanaphis sacchari, 2292 nucleotides. RefSeq lists its product as uncharacterized. Gene Ontology annotation, cellular component: extracellular matrix. The transcript is spliced from 6 exons. The record is from RefSeq and is a predicted model, not a curated record. NCBI's taxonomy places the organism in Eukaryota, Metazoa, Arthropoda, Insecta, Hemiptera, Aphididae. Gene Ontology annotation, molecular function: cell adhesion molecule binding. Gene Ontology annotation, biological process: cell adhesion; extracellular matrix organization. Bases 1 to 1887 code for a protein of 628 amino acids.